AUGUCCUCGCCAGGUGCAGAGGCGGCCCCAGGGCCGCUCUGCGCAGCCCUGCUGCCGCACGCCUCGACCCCGAGUUUCUGCACGUACCAGUACGAUGGCGGCGUCUGUCGGCAGGGCAUCGAGGGCCACGUCAAGCUCAUCAGGAGCUUGAUUCAGGUGAAUAGCACCAUGUCCUUCAAGAAGGACGCGUGGCUCCAGGCGCUCAAGGAGGUUGCCAAGCACAAGCCACUGGUGUUCAGGAGCAAGGGGGAGAUGUCUGCGUGGCAGGCCGAGCUGCACAAGCGCUUGAAGACGAUGUGCCGCCACGCGAGCCAGUGCAUGAUCAAGGACACCCCCCCAAAAUGGUUCAAAGCGCUGGCGCUCCCAAAGCCCGUGAAGAACGCAGAGCCUGGCGACGGCGCCGACGGGG
Molecule: messenger RNA, 409 nt
Organism: Prorocentrum cordatum
Lineage: Eukaryota; Dinophyceae; Prorocentrales; Prorocentraceae
Source: the annotation of a GenBank genome assembly